AGUGGGCGUGCACAUCCGAUCUAAGUUGCAUGGUAGUUCUUAUCGAAACAAAUGACUGAGUCCGCCGGUGAACUGAGUGUUCUGUUUAAUUUUAAGCUUAUUCGAGUCGUUUGUUGUUUAUACAUAAAUUAGACUUAUUAAUUAGACUAAUUGUUCACCAGACUUUCAUCAGAUCUCAGCAGAAUGUCGUGUCCAGUGAGUCAACCUGCAGUGGAUUUGAACCCGGCCCUGCUCCCGCUGGACUGGCUGUUAGGGACGUGGGAAUCGGAUGAGCCGGGUCAGGUGUCCUUCCCCACCAUCAAACCUUCCCUCUACCACGAGACACUGUAUUUCACUCAUGUGGGACAACCGGUCAUCAACUUCAUGUUUAACGCUUGCCAUGCUGACAGUAAAAAGCCUCUUCACAGAGAGACCGGUUUCAUCCGGAUUCAGCCAGGCACCAACAAAGUGGCCUUCAUCAUCGCUCAGAACUCAGGACUAGUAGAGAUCGAGGAAGGCGAGCUGGUUGAGCAGAAACUCACUCUACAGAGCAAAGCUUUGGCCAGGAUUUCUUUCGCCAAGGAGCCAUACGUCCAGCAGAUCUCCAGGAUCUUGCAGCUGAGAUCAGACGGGAAACUGGAGCAGACGGUGUUCAUGGCGCUGGAGAACCAAGCCCUGACCCAGCACUUACACAUCACCUACCGCCGAACGUCCUCACCUCUGAAGAGUCAAUAAUAAACACCACACACACACACACACACACACACACACUUCACACAAGUAACAGAGGCACACAGCUACCUCCAUUUCUCAUCAAGAUUUAUAAAGUAAAAAAGCUGGACAUUUGUGACAUUUUUUCACUCACUAGUAUUGAAUGUAGGUAGAUGAGCAUUUAUGGAAGGAGAUGUGGAGUUUAAGAUCUUUAUGAGGAAGCAUUAUGUGUUUGAAACAGGAAUUUUUGUGAAGUGUGUGUGAGAAAAGUAGCUCUACUAAAUUACAGCUUGAAUAAAUUCGAUAGAAAUGGACAUAGAAGCCUUAAAAUGUUACUUUGGGGGAAAUUCUACUUUACACAAUAACUCUUUAAAUCAUUAUGAAUGAUUAUGGUCUAACGAUGCUAACGGCCAUUUCCAAACACCACUAUUAAGUUCUGGCGGCGUCCAUUUUAGGUUCGUUAGAUGGCAAGACCCGCCCCUUUGUUGUAAACGAUGCUCAAGCUCGUUAAUUGUUUAAUGAAAACGUUUGUUUGGGAUAAUAUUUUUUGACUCAGGUAAACAUCAUUUACGUGUUUUAUGUUGAUCUUUAAUCCAGUCUUGCAGAAGUUUGUCUUUUCCUUCAGUUUACACACCUGGAGGAUAAAAACGAGGAAAUAAAUGUAUUUAAAAUAGAAUAUUUAUUUACUCUUCAUUCGGGUUUUCUGUAGGAAUUUGUCGCAAAUCAUCACGAGUCAGAUUUAAAGAGCAUAACAUCUAAUGAUUUAAUAUAAAACACCAAAAGAUUAAACGUGAUAAACUUCUUAUUACGUAAUAUUUCUGAUUCCUUGUUGCUGUUUAUUCAUGGGAAUAUGGGUUUAUAUAACGCACUUAAUAUGCUUGAUAAAGUCAUUAAUAAAGUAAUAUACUCCUGUAAUUAGUGUUCAGUUUGUACAGAAAUCCUCAUCUCUUUAAAAGCUCAUUAUUUACAGAUUUUAUCUCAGUAUAUCGAUAUUUAAUACAAUUAACACCAAUUAUGGAUUCAUCAAUCAAUCGAAAUAUCAUUUUAAAACUAGUAUAUUAAAGUGAAGCAGUCAGAAUGAGCCUUAAUAACUGAGAGAAGUCCAAAGCUGAUUUUUUUUUUCCAUUACUGAGUUGUAUUCUUCUGUAUGUUUUAUGUUUUUGUGGUUUUUCUGGACUAAAGGGUUAAUAAUCUACACACAGCUGUCCUUUAUUUUUCUAGCCAUUGUUGUACUUUGUUAGUUUUAUUUAAGCUACAUGAUGUACUGUAUGAUAAUCUAAACCAGGUGAACAGUUUAAUAAUAAACCAUUUAAACCAGUAAACACUCCCCUGGUGGCAUGUGGUCUGUUUACUGGAAACGUAUAAAACAUGCUGUUGUUGAUGUGGAACAGAGUUAAACCAUCUUUAGUUUUUUGGCUAAUCUUCUGUUACAACAGGCUGAAAAUCCUCCAGUCCUCCACACAAAUAAUCAAUUAUUUAUAGAAUUAUUUCUGUCUGAAAAAUGAUCUAACAGUGCCUGUGGGCAUUUGUACAUCCAUCCAUCCAUCCAUCUUAUUUUGCAAAAUGACAUUGCAAAUCUGGGAAAAUUAUAUCUUACUUUUUAUUUCUUACUUGCUCUCUCUCUCUCUCACACACACACACACCCACAGCUCUCUCUUUCUUUCUCCCAUUCUCUCUCUCACAUUCUUUCUCCC
Hemibagrus wyckioides is the source of this 2384-nucleotide messenger RNA. It is a transcript of the gene thap4, whose product is annotated as THAP domain containing 4. Lineage: Eukaryota; Metazoa; Chordata; Actinopteri; Siluriformes; Bagridae. The record is from RefSeq and is a predicted model, not a curated record. The transcript is spliced from 5 exons. The coding region runs from base 184 to 714 and encodes 176 amino acids.